Salvelinus namaycush (lake trout) is the source of this 1295-nucleotide messenger RNA. RefSeq names its product solute carrier organic anion transporter family member 2A1-like. Gene Ontology annotation, biological process: sodium-independent organic anion transport; prostaglandin transport; transmembrane transport. Gene Ontology annotation, molecular function: protein binding; prostaglandin transmembrane transporter activity. The annotation marks the transcript as partial. The transcript has 9 exons. Gene Ontology annotation, cellular component: membrane. Lineage: Eukaryota; Metazoa; Chordata; Actinopteri; Salmoniformes; Salmonidae. The record is from RefSeq and is a predicted model, not a curated record.
AAUGUGUGUGCUUUCUCCAGAUCGCCAAGACCUGUGUUCCCUCCAGGGUACCACCAACAUGACAGAGGCCUGUGGGAAGACAGAGAUCAAGCGUAUAGCAGACACCAACAACUUGUGGAUGCUCAUGGCUAUAGCUCAGCUGCUGUUCGGGGUGGGAUCUGUUCCCAUACAACCCUUUGGUAUCUCUUAUGUGGAUGACUUUGCCGGACGAGGCAACUCCCCCCUCUACAUAGCCAUCCUGUUUGCUGUGUCUGUGUUUGGACCUGCCUUCGGCUUCCUGCUGGGCUCCGUCAUGCUGAGGAUCUAUGUGGACGUGGACAGAACCGGCUCAGUCACCAAUGCUGAGCUGGCCCCUACAGACCCUCGCUGGGUGGGUGCGUGGUGGAUAGGCCUCCUCAUCUCCUCUGCCAGCCUAGCCCUGACCUCCGCCCCAUACUUCUUCUUUCCUCGCAGCAUGCCGCUGGAAGACGAGAGUGGAACUGCAGCUGCCAUUCCGAAUGAAGACUCCAAAAAGCCUGCGUUCUCAAUGCUUGAUUUCCUGAAGAUGUUCCCCAAGCUGUUUGUCCGUCUGCUCCUCAGUCCUCUGUUCCUGCUGUUGGUUCUGUCUCAGUGCUGUUUCUCUUCAGUCAUCGCUGGCCUCGCCACCUUCCUCAACAAGUACCUGGAGAGACAGUACAGCACGACCACCGCUUACAGCAACCUCCUCAUAGGUGCGGUGAACCUUCCGUCCGUUGCCGUGGGGAUACUGGUGGGUGGAGUCAUCAUGAAGAGGACAGGUCUCUCUCUGAAGACCAUCCCUCGUUUCUCUGUCGCCAUGCUCACCAUCUCUGUCCUCCUCAUCAUCCCUCUCUUCUUCAUGGGCUGUCCCACACAGAGGGUGGCGAAGGUCAACUACACACCCCAUGGAUUUCUGUCAACCUGUUAUUCCAACUGCUCCUGUCCUGUUAACGCCUUUAACCCAGUGUGUGGAUCUGACAACAUCGAGUACCUGUCUCCCUGUCACGCAGGCUGCAAAGAGUACACCAAAGAACCCAAGAACAAAUUCAGGGUUCUGAAGUACACAGACUGUGUCUGUAUAGCUUACAGCCAGGGUAGUGGUGGGGCUACUGCCCGCCCCGGACCAUGCCCCAACCAAUGUCCUCACUUCCUGCUUCCUGUCAUGUUCCUCAUCUCUCUGGCCGGGUUGAUCGCCUCCCUAACACACAACCCCAUCUAUAUGAUGGUCCUCAGAACUGUUCCCCAUGAAGACAAAUCCUUUGCCAUAGGAGUCCAGUUUCUGCUCAUGAGAGUGCUUG